UUAAGUUAAAUGUAAGGUGUUGUAUUCAAUCAGUCUCACAUGUGAAGGUCGCAGCUAUCUAGAAAUUACAUAACAUCCUUAGAGCAUGGUCAGUAUUAUCUAUCUGUAUGUGUCUCAGCCUCCAUCGCAAUGAGCGCUUGUCACACGUUUGCUGAUACGUCCAACUCAUAUCAAUAUUUUCGGACUACUUCAUCAAUUAUUAUUCAACUUAUGUGGACAUCACUUGGUCAAACUUCUUAGGCAAGCCUUAAUCCCUAAUCUCGGCGCACGAACUCAAAUUUUCUUAUCAAGCUGAUACUUGAACAUGCAGUAAAUUCGUGACCAUUCAAGGUGUCUAGAGUAUAUAUACUGGCUAGCCCCGGGGGUACCUCACUGUCGAGAAAUCCCCAAUAAAGGAGCUGUCUAUAGACACUUUGUUUGGUUUCUUUGAAGGAAUAACAUUCCCAACGUUGUUGGUGGUCAAGCAGCAUGUCUGUGGAUGAGGUUCAACAAACAAUUCCAGCCAGAGUGAAGCAAUGGGCAGAGACCCAUCCAGACAAGGAGGUGUUUGUCUUCUACAGUGAUGAAGGAAGACGUGCUCUCACCUGUAAAGAUGUACACAACCUCUCCACAAAGUUUGCUGCAAUCCUUCAGCGUCGGGGGUUGAAACAUGGAGAUGUGGUCUGCAAUACUCUCACCAACUCUCCCGAACGUCUUAUCACCGAUUUUGGCAUCAUGACUGCUGGCUGUGUUGCUGCUAAUGCCCAGGCACUGCUGGCGGACGGUACUGAUCUGUUGCAUGUGAUCAACUUGAGUGGCUGUCGUCUACUGAUUGGGGACAAAACACUACCUGGAGGUGCUUGGGAUCUUCUCAAACCACAUCUGGGAGAAAUCAUGGAUCUGAAAGUGAAUUCAAUCAAUGCUCCUAAACUGGAAAUGGUGGAGUUUGUUGGUGUGAAGGGAGGUGGCGACUACCUGGAGAUGUUGCAUCAGGAAGGAGAUCCAGUUCCUGUUGAGAUACUACCAACAGACACAGCUCUGUAUUGGGCAACCUCGGGCAGCACUGGCUUUUCAAAACUUGUGCCAAAGACGCAUGAGGUUAUGCUUCUACUUUCUAGCCAGUUUACAAAGAUGUUUCAAUUCCAUCAAAUGAAUACUACUGUGUUCAGCAAUCGGCCUUUGGGUUGGGCAGGUGGAUGGCCAUAUGGAUUUAUUGAAAUGGCAGUCCCACAGGUGAUGACAGACACGAGAGGUUCUGUUCUGGAUCAAUGUAGGCUGUCUUGGGAUGUGCUUAGCAAGGAAAAGUGUUCUCAUGCUGUACUUACAAUAGCCUUCAUGAAGAAACUGGCAGAAAGAAGAACUCUGGAAAACUCGGGUGAUGUGAUUCAAAGAUUGAUGUGUAUUGCUACAGGGCAACCUUUUGCCAAACGCUGCUGUGAGUUUGUUGGUAAGAUAUGUCACUCUGUGGCAAAUGCAUAUGGACUCUCAGAAGUUGGUUAUGUAUCAAGUUGUAUUUGUGAGAAGGAGGAAGACUUUGAAGACAACCUGGUUGGAUGUAACUCUCACUUCGGGGUUAAGGUAGUAGAUGAACAGUUUAAAGAUCUUGGAGCAGGCAGGGACGGACAAGUCCUGCUUCAUGGACAAUGUGUGAUCAAGGGAUAUGUUAACAAUCCUGAAGCUACAAAAGCAGCUUUUACAGAUGACGGCUGGUUUAAAACCGAUGAUGUGGGCCAUUUUGAUGAGAAGGGGCGUCUUUUUGUCGAAGGAAGACGCUCAGAUGCCAUUAUGCAUGGAGAGUACAUCAUAUACCCAUCCUGGGUGGAGAAGAAGUUGAGAACAUGUCCCUAUAUUUCUGAGGUCAUGGUGGUCCCCGUUCCUCAUCCAGAUAUGUGUCAUGAGGUCUGUGCCUGUGUCAUACCCAAACCAAACAUGGAUGUCACCACCAAGAUGAUCAAAGAUCACUGCGAUCCAAUGUUCAUCAGCGAUUCCCUCCACGAAAUGUCAGCCAAACCAGCCUACUAUGUUCUGUUUGAGAGUUUCCCUCUCAGACCAACAGGCAAACCUGACAGACGGGCAUUAUCAAAAAUAGCGGAAAAAAUCACCUCAAUCCGAAACUAAACUCAUGUUCAACCACACCAUUGGGGUGCAAGGGCAGACGAAACUACCUAGCAGCAAGGAAAUAGUAUUUGGUACCUCUAUGAGUGAGUGAGUGGGUUAGGUUUAACGCCGCUUUUUACAGUUUUACAGUUAUAUCGCAGCGUGUCAGCUUAAUGUGGGAGGAAAGCCUGAAGUGAUGCAGGUCUCAGACGUUUACCACGUCGGUGAAACCCACGAGCACAUGUGUGGUGCUGACAAACCUAGAAACAUAAUCGGGGCGAACUGGGAUUCGAACCCACAAUCAUAGGUUUCUGGCGUGUCCAAGGGAUGCAGCUCUGCACAGGGUACCUCUAUGAGAGUAUUUAGUUUUCAAAUUAAUCAGAAUAUAUAUUGUGAACAAAUUUUGUAUUAUAUUCAUUUGAUCAUUACCGUAAGUAGCUUUUUUUACACACUCUAUGAUAAUAACUAUUGAAUUUGUGUACUCGCACAUGAUUAUGGAACUGGAUAUACCAAACUAUAUUUACAAUUAAAAUGUUUCAUUUGUUAUUAUUGUUGUUAUUAUUGUUGUAUAAUAUCAUUAUUGUCUGCACGUGGCAUGUAUAAUGCAACGUAUCAAUAUUACGUUCACGUUUCUUGUUUAUUGACACUUGCUUGAAAAAACAACAAAUAACCUACACUUAUCUUCUCUCUUGUUACAGGUUUCGCCUUCACAAGCUAGCUGCCUUCAGUACUGAGCUAAUUAUCUUGCAAUACUGAAAGAAGUUGAAAGCUAUCUUAGUGUCACCAAAGAGUAAAACUAGGGACUGAUAUUCAUCCGACAUACCAUGAUGUCAGUGAAUUACAGUUCAAAGUGGCCUAAACUCAAACUCUAUCCAUCGCUAAUAACUACACCCUUUUCCAAAAAAGCAUAUGGCAUUCGUUAUAUAUAAUAAUAUAGUAAUGACGAAGAUCGCCUUUAACAAUGCCCAGGAACACUUACAAUCGACAAUAUACUUUCCCUAAUCAUGAGAACUUUCAACUACAGGCAGAGCUUAUUGUACGAUUCCGACUGUGUUUAUGAAUCAGUAUGAAAUAGUGAUAAUAAUCUGUUUUCACGGAACGCAUGGCGUAUCCCUACAAACCGGUGGCAGCCAUCACAAACACAUGCAAAGGCAAGUCAAGUGUUCACCAGAACAAAUGCUGGUACAUAUGGUACAAAUGAAAUUGGGAAUUGUAUCAGAUAUAAUGUUUGUCAUAACGAAAUCGAUGUAGUAGAAGUGUAUAUUGUCUAGCAUCUGGAACAUUUAAAGGACAUAUGGAUAUAGUUCCAUUGUACCACAAAACAUUACCUGACACAAAACUAAAUUACUAUCCGUAUCACCAUAAUAGAGGGUAUUCUGUGGAAUGGGGCAUAGGGAGAUUUCUUACUUAUGUUUAGAACAGUACAUAGGCAGUUCAUUUGGGGACAUGUAGGUGUGUUUGCUUUCAACUCCAUCUCCCCAAUCUGUAGAUAAGACCUACAUGGAUAUCCCACAGUAAACCUUUAAGCUCUC
Haliotis rufescens (red abalone) is the source of this 3608-nucleotide messenger RNA. Its product is annotated as long-chain-fatty-acid--CoA ligase-like. The transcript has 2 exons. NCBI's taxonomy places the organism in Eukaryota, Metazoa, Mollusca, Gastropoda, Lepetellida, Haliotidae. The record is from RefSeq and is a predicted model, not a curated record. Bases 469 to 2097 code for a protein of 542 amino acids.